CCGGUCUACACCCUAGCGGUCUACUCUUUUUAUUCUUCUGCUCAGCUAGUAACAUGCCGAAUCCGUUCUCCAUCGUCACUCCUGCUAUGUAAUUCAAAGUUUGACAAUGGCUCAAGUAACUAUGAAUAAUACUCCUGAAGAAAAUGGUGAUAAUGUUGCUUCAAAAUCUAGAAAAUCAGCUUCAUCAUCAUUCAAAAGGUUGGGUAAAAAAUCACCGUUCACUAGAUAUGGACUCCUAUGAUCUCACUCAUGGUCCUUGGAUCUUUAGGUCUUGGUCACCUUUAGCAAGGCAGGUUAGUUCAAGUGCUUAAAAGUCAAAACCAUAACAAAUUUUUAGUAGCACAUAUAGUUGAUCAUGCUCUAUGUGCGGGAUAAUGACAAAUGGAUGCACAUAUCCAUUUAAACGGCAGGUUUCAGAAUUUUCAAGAGCAUGUCUAUUUGAUCAUGCUUUAUGUGAUCGCCAUUACCAAGAGCAUCUACGAGAGUAUUUUCAGAAUUUUUGAAGCAUGUUCUUGUGAGGAAGUUACCGUUCAUUCAUCUUCUUCAUCAUGACGAAGAAGAACAAGCAAAACAGGACACCACCUCCUAAGGACCAAAAGUUUGAGGACAAAAUUAAGUACCUACAAGCUAAAAAGGCAGCAAGUGAGGAAGCCAAGAUGAAGAAGAAAGGAAUAUCAAAGGAGGUUAUACCAACUUUGGGUACUCAAGAUGCCAAGUCCACAAAUGAUACUGACUCCCAUGCCGCGGCAACACCUCUCAAUGCUACCACUAAUGCCGAGGCUUCAUUGGCAGCAUCUCAUGCAACGGGGGGUGUUGAUUCUAACACCGAGGCAUCCCAUGCAGCCCAUGCAACGGGGGGAAAUGGUUCAUAUGCGGAGGCACUAUUGGGGACAUCCUUCUCUUCUCAUGUUGAGGCCUCAAAGGAACCCACUCUUACUUUGAAAAGCCAUGUUGAAGUAACUACUAUUGAGACAUCGGAUGAAAACCAUGUUAUAAUUGAAGAUGAACCGGAUGUGUCCAUCUCACUUGGGUCUCAAGAUACCGAACAAAAAAAAAACUAGAAGAAAAGGAGGUUGGAGGUGCAAAUCAAUGAUCUUCUUUGUUCCAAAACAACCGGACACCUACUUGUGGGCUUAAACUUGAGUAUUUUCCUCCAACGGGGGAAAAUUGGACUUCACACAUCUUAAAGUGCCUACACUUAUUGAAGUAUGGGGCCAUUGCUUAGUGGGGCAUUUCUCGGGGAGAUUUCCGGGCCUCAAAGCUAUAUAUACUAUGACCAACAAAUGGGGCGUUGAAGUCAAACCCCAUAGCAAGUGUUGGGUCACAUUUGAAUUUCUUUGUGAGGAGGACCGAACUAAGGUCCUAACCGAGGGACCCUAUGUGCUAUACGAAAAGACUAUGUUUCUCAAAGAACUUUCCGAUGACUUUUCGGUUGACAGUGAAGAAUUCCUUAAAGUGCCAAUUUGGGUUAAAUUCCCAAAACUAUCUAUGAAGUUAUGGCAAGCCACAUAAAUUGGGAAGAUUGCUUCACAAGUGGGAGUUCCUAUUACGACGGACAAGGUCACACAAGAGAAGAUCUUUACCAACUUUGCACGUGUCCUUAUUGAAGUUGAUGUCUCCAAACCGCUGGUUCUCAACUUUCCUAUUAUUCCUCCUUCGGGUAAAGAGUGUACACAAAGAGUGAUCUUUGAAACCUAUCAUAUGUAUUGCUACCAUUGCAAAAAGUAUGAGCAUCACCCUUUCAAUUGUAUGAAGCUCAACCCACCAAAGGAAAAAGAAAAAGGGGAGGUCACGGCUAAGGGCAAAACAGCGGCCUCUUCAAAGGAAAAUGAGGCUAUUGAUGAAAAUUUGAAGGUGGUGACCAACAAAAAGAAGCAAGCUAGGGCUCCUUUGAAGGAACUCGUGACAAAUAUUGUCCUAUAUAAAAGUUUCCAUUUCUCUCUUUCAUCUUUAUAGCUAACCUUACAAGUGAAUGGAGAAAGUUGUUACUUUCUUCUUUUUUACCAAGCAAUAGUUAAAAUCUACUCACUUUCUCAUUUUCUCUUUAUUUUCUUGUCUACUUUCUUCUGCAAACCAAACAAGUCAUUUGGUGGCAAUGCCAAGAACCUUUAUAUUUGCAGUAUGAUUCAUAAUCCAUAUUUCACUCAUAAAUGUUUUAGUAUUCAUCACUGUUCUCAAAAUUGGCCUAGUCGGACCGAUUAAUCGGCCUAGUCGGUCCUAACUGUAGAGGCCUAGUCGGCCAAAAAUCGGCGUAAUCGGCUAAAAAAUCGGUCUAGUCGGCCGCCUAGGCGCUAGGCGCCCCUCAACCGCCCGACUAGUGCCUAGCGAGUUUUAGAACAAUGGUAUUCAUUGUUUUUAAUUUUUAUGUGUGUAUCUCUUAUAACACAUUUUGCACAGUUCACAUUUUGCAUUUGAAAUGCUCAUUCUGUGUUGUAUUAAAUUUCUUUUUAUUUAUUCACGAAAAGACUGCUAUGGAAUGUGUUGUGUAGUUCAGCAAGGAUAUCACUAAAGUGAAGGAUGAUAGGGAGCGGGAGAUCAUCGAGUCCAGAAAAGCACUUUCUAGAGAAGGGCCAGUCAAUGCACAUAACCCCAGAAAGAUAAACUUGGAGAAUGAAUUGAAGAGUCCUUGUGUAGUCCCUUCUCCCGAAUUUGGAGCAUAUCCUUCAAGCGCCAAGCAUCAAACAA
This is a messenger RNA of Cuscuta europaea, 2685 nucleotides long. The record is from the annotation of a GenBank genome assembly. NCBI's taxonomy places the organism in Eukaryota, Viridiplantae, Streptophyta, Magnoliopsida, Solanales, Convolvulaceae.